CUUUGGCUCCCAGCUCCCGAGUACUAUCAGAUAGUUUGCCUCCGCCCGGCCACCGUCCGCGUCAGCGUUCAGCUUAUUUUGUCCUCCGGCCGCCACCGUUUCGGGUUACUCACUGAUCCGAGUUGUGAGGGAGAGGUGUCUGUUUCGGGGAAGCCGGCUUGUGUCGCCGGCGCCAUGGAGUCGCCUUUUAGUCCGGUUCUUCCUCAUGGACCAGAUGAAGACUGGGAGUCUACAUUGUUUGCUGAACUUGGCUAUUUCACAGACACUGAUGAUGUGCAGUUUGAUGCAGCACAUGAGACUUAUGAAAAUAAUUUUGAUCAUCUUAAUUUUGAUUUGGAUUUGAUGCCUUGGGAAUCAGACUUAUGGAGCCCCAGCAGCCACUUCUGCUCAGACAUUAAGGCAGAGCCCCAGCCUCUUUCUCCAGCUUCCUCCAGUUGCUCCAUCUCCUCUCCUCGGUCCACAGACUCAUGUUCUUCAACUCAGCAUGUUCCUGAGGAGUUGGAUUUGUUGUCUAGUUCUCAGUCCCCCCUUUCCUUAUAUGGCGACAGCUGUAAUAGCCCCUCUGUAGAGCCACUGAAGGAAGAGAAGCCUGUCACUAGUCCUGGAAACAAAACGGAACAUGGACUGACUCCAAAGAAAAAAAUUCAGAUGAGUUCAAAACCUUCAGUUCAGCCCAAGCCUUUAUUACUUCCAGCAGCGCCCAAGACUCAAACCAAUGCCAGUGUUCCAGCAAAAGCCAUCAUCAUUCAGACACUACCAGCCCUUAUGCCACUGGCAAAGCAGCAGUCGAUUAUCAGCAUACAGCCUGCACCCACCAAAGGUCAGACUGUUUUGCUCUCUCGGCCCACUGUGGUUCAACUUCAGAGCCCUGCAGUUCUGCCGUCCACUCAGCCAGUUCUUGCUGUCGCUGGAGGAGCCACACAACUACCUAACCAUGUGGUGAAUGUGGUGCCAGCCCCUGUGGUAAACAGUCCGGUGAAUGGAAAACUUUCUGUGACUAAACCUGUUCUACAAAGUGCCACCAGAAGCAUGGGUUCGGAUAUCGCCGUGCUGAGGAGACAGCAGCGGAUGAUAAAGAACCGAGAGUCUGCUUGUCAGUCACGCAAGAAGAAGAAAGAGUAUAUGCUAGGACUGGAGGCCAGGCUGAAGGCUGCCCUCUCAGAGAAUGAGCAGCUGAAGAAGGAGAAUGGCUCCCUGAAGCGACAGCUGGACGAGGUGGUGUCAGAGAACCAGAGGCUCAAAGUCCCAAGUCCAAAGCGAAGAGCUAUCUGCGUGAUGAUAGUAUUAGCAUUUAUAAUGCUGAACUAUGGGCCCAUGAGCAUGCUGGAGCAAGAUUCCAGGAGAGUGAAACCUAGUGUGAGCCCUGCCAAUCAAAGGAGGCAUCUCUUAGAAUUUUCAGCGAAAGAAGUUAAAGACACAUCUGAUGAUGACAACCAGAAAGACAGUUACAGAUAUGAUCAUUCUGUAUCCAAUGACAAAGCUUUAAUGGUGCUAAGUGAAGAACCAUUACUUUAUAUCCCUCCACCUCCAUGUCAGCCCCUGAUUAACACGACAGAGUCUCUCAGGUUGAACCAUGAACUUCGAGGCUGGGUUCAUAGACAUGAAGUGGAAAGGACCAAGUCUAGAAGAAUGACAAAUAGCCAACAGAAAGCCCGCAUUCUCCAGGGUGCUCUGGAACAGGGCUCAAAUUCUCAGCUGAUGGCUGUCCAAUACACAGAAACCACCAGCAUCAGGAAUUCUGGGAGUGAGCUGCAAGUGUAUUACGCCUCACCUGGAAGUUACCAAGGCUUCUUUGACGCCAUCCGCAGGAGGGGAGAUACGUUUUAUGUUGUAUCAUUUCGAAGGGAUCAUCUGCUAUUACCAGCUACCACCCACAACAAGACCACAAGACCAAAAAUGUCAAUUGUAUUACCAGCAAUAAACAUAAAUGAUAAUGUGAUCAAUGGGCAGGAUUAUGAAGUAAUGAUGCAGAUUGACUGUCAGGUGAUGGACACCAGAAUCCUUCACAUCAAAAGCUCCUCGGUUCCCCCUUAUCUCCGGGAUCAUCAGAGGAACCAAACCAGCACCUUCUUUGGUUCCCCUCCAACAGCCACAGAGACGACCCACGUGGUCAGCACCAUCCCUGAGUCGUUGCAGUAGUGCCCUGAGCUGCGCUGGACAGCAGAGACUGAAGAGCUGGUGAAUGUGCUGCUCUCUGCCUCCUCAGCAAGCAGAGACUCCAGGGGAAGAGAAAGAGAGAACAAGAAGUGCUCUGCUUGUCACUGUCUACCCAGCGGGGGUGGAACAUGCUAGAGAGCAGUUCUCUGGUGGCAGUGCAGCCCUGUGGGCAGUGUCGCCUGGUGUUGGUUCUGCUGUGUCGUCUUCAGUGCAUUUCCCAAUGUGUGUUUUGUUCUCAGUCAUCUUCCUUCAGGUCAGACCCACUUCCUCUAAUGUCCACUGUACUUCCUGGCACAGUAAAGAGAUUUGUAUUUAAA
Messenger RNA from Mus pahari (shrew mouse), 2474 nucleotides. RefSeq names its product activating transcription factor 6 (gene Atf6). The record is from RefSeq and is a predicted model, not a curated record. NCBI's taxonomy places the organism in Eukaryota, Metazoa, Chordata, Mammalia, Rodentia, Muridae. Gene Ontology annotation, biological process: regulation of transcription by RNA polymerase II; endoplasmic reticulum unfolded protein response. Gene Ontology annotation, molecular function: RNA polymerase II cis-regulatory region sequence-specific DNA binding; DNA-binding transcription factor activity, RNA polymerase II-specific. The transcript has 16 exons. The coding region runs from base 175 to 2139 and encodes 654 amino acids. Gene Ontology annotation, cellular component: nucleus.